Molecule: messenger RNA, 708 nt
Organism: Eublepharis macularius
Lineage: Eukaryota; Metazoa; Chordata; Lepidosauria; Squamata; Eublepharidae
Gene: CLDN14
Product: claudin 14
Exons: 1
Coding region: 1-708 (235 amino acids)
Biological process (GO): cell adhesion; bicellular tight junction assembly
Cellular component (GO): plasma membrane; bicellular tight junction
Molecular function (GO): structural molecule activity
Source: RefSeq, a predicted model, not a curated record
AUGGCUGGCAUGGCUGUUCAGUUACUGGGCUUCCUUCUAAGUCUUCUUGGUCUGGCUGGAACAAUAACUGCUACUAUUUUGCCUCACUGGUGGAAAACAGCACACGUGGGAACCAACAUCAUCACAGCUGUGGCAUACAUGAAGGGCCUCUGGAUGGAAUGUGUUUGGCACAGCACUGGGAUCUACCAGUGCCAGCUCCAUCGUUCUCCACUUGCUUUGCCUCGUGACCUCCAAGCAGCCCGUGCCCUGAUGGUGAUUUCUUGUGUUCUUUCAGUCUUGGCAUGCCUGGUUUCAGCUAUUGGCAUGAAGUGCACCCAAUGUGCCAAAGGGUCCUCUGUCAAAAAUGUAAUCGCCAUCAUGGGUGGAAUCCUUUUCAUACUGGCUGGGCUCAUUUGCCUGAUCCCUAUUUCUUGGUCAACCAGUGAUGUGGUAACAGAUUUCUACAACCCAAUGCUGCCCAAUGGGAUGAAGUAUGAGAUUGGGCAAGCCCUCUACAUUGGCUUUGCUUCUGCUUCAUUGGAUAUAAUUGGUGGAGCAAUCCUGUGUGCUUCAUGCCAACGUACUAGGAGCAACAUAGUCCACUACCCACACUCAAGAAAUACAAGGGCUGCUCCAUCCUAUCGGCCACCAACAGUCUUCAAGGCAAACCAUACUUCAUCACUAACAUCUGCCUCCCACAGUGGUUACAGGUUAAAUGACUAUGUGUGA